Molecule: messenger RNA, 2892 nt
Organism: Cyprinus carpio (common carp)
Lineage: Eukaryota; Metazoa; Chordata; Actinopteri; Cypriniformes; Cyprinidae
Product: barH-like 1 homeobox protein
Biological process (GO): regulation of transcription by RNA polymerase II
Cellular component (GO): nucleus
Molecular function (GO): RNA polymerase II transcription regulatory region sequence-specific DNA binding; DNA-binding transcription factor activity, RNA polymerase II-specific
Source: RefSeq, a predicted model, not a curated record
ACCUUUUAAAGCUUGUUCCUCCUCCGGUAUUGGCUGUUUCCUGGAGGGUGUCAUUUUCAGGUCGUGGAGAUCACUGCCUGUGUUUAUACUGUUACACAGGUUUAGUCCUCGCAGACCUGGACUAGAAUUGUACACAUCAGCAUCGGGUUUAGCUCAGGGGAUUUGGGGCUUAGUAUGGUUGUAGUUGUGUCCCGAGAAAAAGCCAGAUAAGUUUUCAAGCUGAUGAAUAGUUUUAUAAUGCGAGCUGAUAGUGCUGUUCUUAUGUAGUUGUAGUUGUACCUGUCCAUGGUGCUGAAACUGACCGGUGCACUUCACGGAAUCGUUUUUGAGGGACUGUACGAGAACAAAUUCAACAAAACUGACCUGCAUUCAACAACAGGAGGAGGAUCUGGUAAAAAUCGCUUAAGUUAAGCCAUUUUCUUUCCUGGGACAGGAUCAAAAGGAGUUUGGCAGACAUUUUUUUUUUUUGCCAUAAUUAUAAUCUAAUUUUACUGUUUUGAAUCUACAAAUUUUCGUUGUAUCACCAAAACCAGUGUCAGAAAGGACAAAUGCACAUUUGAUAUCGAUUUGUCUCGCGAUGGAAGUAUCAAACGGGUCGAGCUUUGGGAUCGAGUCUAUACUUUCUCACAGACCGACCAGUCCGUGUAUGUCGAAGGGGGGGUGCAGGUCUCCAGCGGAGUUGAGCCCGCGGUCGGACCUGGACAGCGGCUGUUCGUCGCCUCCCUCCCCGAGACGGACUUCGGUGGAAGACGCGGUGCAAAGACACGCUCGCGCUCUCGGACUGGACUCUCCUUUACAAUUAUCCCAGCAGCCGCGAACAGUCACGUCCUCGUUCUUGAUCAGAGACAUACUAGCGGACUGCAAACCCCUGGCAGCCUGUGCUCCUUAUUCCAGCACUGGACAGUCAGCACAAGAUGCUGAAGACUGUAUGGACAAACUUCACAGCAAUUCGUCCUCGGACAGUGAAUACAGGGUGAAAGACGAAGCUGAUCGAGAAAUCUCCAGCAGCAGAGACAGUCCCAGCUCCCGGCUGAAGAAGCCUCGUAAAGCGCGCACUGCGUUCACGGAUCACCAGCUCGCGCAGCUCGAGCGCAGCUUCGAGCGUCAGAAGUACCUGAGCGUGCAGGACAGGAUGGAGCUGGCAGCCUCUCUCAACCUCACCGACACACAGGUCAAAACAUGGUACCAAAACCGCAGAACGAAGUGGAAACGGCAGACAGCGGUUGGGCUGGAGCUCCUCGCAGAAGCAGGGAAUUACUCAGCUCUACAGAGAAUGUUCCCAUCACCCUAUUUUUACCCCCAAAGUUUGGUGUCUAACCUCGAGCCGGGACCAGGGUUGUAUCUGUACAGAGGGCCGUCCGCGCCUCCUCCACCGGUUCAGCGGCCUCUGGUCCCGAGGAUCCUCCUGCACGGUCUUCAGGGCAGCGGAGACCCAGCAUCUCUCCCUGGAGUGAUACCGCGACACACGCCGCGAUGAACUGAUCCAGCCUGACAGAAACCUCCAACCUCAGGAACGACAGGGUUACGCUUGGACAAUAUGCUGAAAAUAUAAACGCGCAAUAAUAGACUUUCCAAAUGACUCUGACCAAAAGGCGAAUGCUAAAUAUUUAUUAAACUCUAACGUCCGGAAGAAGUUAUCAGAAAAUUAUUUGAUGAGGAUCUAUCACCUCAUAAACCUCUUUACUGUUUUCUGAAAGAAGAUGCUUUUCUCCUAAGAAAUGGCGUGGUUUAGCCUAUUUGCACAAAUUAUGACGCAGGCAAAUCAAAAUAAACAUAGGCUAAAAAUAAUAAUAAUUCAGUUUAACCAUAUGCAAUAGUUGUGGAUUUUUGUCUACCUAAUGAUAAAAAUGCAUUUUUAAGAACAAAAAUAAUAAAACUAGAACACCAGCUAUAGCCUAAUAAUAAUUAACAAUCGUAAUUGCAACAAAUGUAAUUUGUCAUCGAUUAUUGGGAUGGUAUUGCUGAGCAGCUAUAAUAUAUAUAUACAAAAACAGUUUUUCUAAUGAAAUGCACAGAUCAGCGCAAAAAUGAUUAAUGGCACUACAACCUGUUCAGACAAUUAAUCCGUUUUUGUGGAAAUUGUGUUGUGUUUAUGGGUAGUUUAAAACCCGGUUCAACAGACGCCAAAAUAAUUUCUGAAUAAAGACUGUGAAUUUGUCACAUAUGACGGAAGUACUUUAUUCUUUCAUAUUCUCUUGGUCAAACAAUUUUUGUAUAAUGGUUGUGAAUAUAUAUGGUGCACAAAAUGAGCUUUAAAAUAAAAAAAAAAACAAAAAAAAAACAACGUUUUUUUCGUUCAUUUUUAUAACUGCAUUACAGCUUCAAUUGGACAUCAAACCAUCAGCCCGUGAACGCAUUACGCAAUAAAAAAAUAUUUUCCGUUUGUUUCCCGCGCUCAUAUUGUGACAUGUUCUCCCAUCACUCUGCACAUAAGCAUAUACAUUACUGCCAAUGGAACAUUUUUGUGAGUUCUCUUCACACCGAAACGAGAGUAUCUGGGUAAGUGGUUUGUUGUGUGGGCUUAAUUGACCAAUCAUAAGAGUUGUUUCAUUAUUACAGACCAAUCAAAUUUUUACAAGCGGCUUUUGCAGUAAUAAAGCGACCGUGAAACGCAAUAUUCCGGUCAAAUUUCUUUUAGCUCGCAGCGAAGUCUCGGCCAAAAGACAGCAGCUGGUGACCGGGCGAGUCAGACUCAACGCUUAGACAGCUGGUCAGCGUAAGCCUCCAUACAUAUCCACCCCUAUUUACCUGACCCAGCCGAAAUUCAAGCCAGGCAAAUGAGCUAAAAAGCCUUUUAACAAAGACCAUUUUUAAGCGGUGUUUUCAUAACCUUGUGAACAACAUGAAAGGCAUAGGCUUGGUUGCCAGUGAUUCUGAAAAACGUUCAUAAUC